Molecule: messenger RNA, 3012 nt
Organism: Archocentrus centrarchus (flier cichlid)
Lineage: Eukaryota; Metazoa; Chordata; Actinopteri; Cichliformes; Cichlidae
Product: protein FAM111A-like
Exons: 6
Coding region: 233-2179 (648 amino acids)
Biological process (GO): DNA replication
Cellular component (GO): nucleus; chromatin
Source: RefSeq, a predicted model, not a curated record
ACACCAUUUAUUGGCUUAUAAUCGCUGAAGUAAUCAUUCCUCAGUCUUUGCAUUCAUGUAAGCUUAAAGUUGUUCGCUCAGGGCCAUGAGGUGGAACUGAAGAGUGUUUUUUUUUUGUUUUUUUUUAAAGGAUUCAACUUGUUGCCGUUUGAUCAACUUCUUUCAUCUCCAACAGUCUUUGAGGAUUUGAGUGGAAAACAGAGCCUGCUGGGUUCUUCGUGCCAAGGAGAAAAUGCCUCCCAAACCAAUGAAGAAAAUGCCGGGGGGGGGGAGCAUCAUGAACUUUUUUUCAAAGCAAACUGGCAGUCCUGGUGGCAGCAGAAGCAGAGCGAGCAUGCAGCCAGAGGGAUCUGCACCCUCUCAGGGUGCUAUGCCAACUCCAGUGAGUGUGAAGGAGGAGAGUGAUGUGGAUUUGACUGGCCGACACUCACAUGAAUUCACAGUGAAAUUCAAUCAAGCUAGCCCUAACGAAUACACUGUUCUCUGUAGUCAGCCCUGCACAGUGCUCAAGGCCAUUAAAUCAAAUGAGAAAUGCAAUGAGAAGAUUAAGUGUUCAGAUGAGAAUAUUAUGAUUCAGCUGGGUAAAGCAGACAAGGAGUCAAGUGUUGCAACACACUUUCCUUGUUCUUGUAUCAAUGAUGGUGAGUGUCUGAUCAUAUUGUGUAAAGAAGAAAAGGUGGAAGUUAAAGUCCAAGAUUUCAAAAUAAUUCAUCCAAAGGAUCACUAUUCUGUCUUCUACAUAGACACAGUUGGGGGGCUGCACACUAAAAGAAAGGAGCUUUUUAAAAACAGUGAUGUAAAGAAGUUCAAGCGUGUCUGUGUUUAUGGGGAGAAGGGGAUGACUGUGGAUGAGGCAGUGAAAAGAGACGGUCGCUUCAUUGAUGACCUCGGCUACUUUGAGCUGUCCGACAAUCGGGAUCUAAAACGCCUUACUGUACACACACAAAGAGUCGACAACCUUCACCUGAGAGAUUACAAGAUGCGCCUUCCAAAGAAUAUAAAAGAAAACAAUGAAAAACAGCAGGAAAGCCCAUCAAAUAAUUCCCAAAAGAAAUGUAAAAGAAGAUCACGGUCAGAGGUUUUAGCUUUAGCAGAGCAGGAGGGACUCAGUGUGAAAACAGCAGUCAGAGAAACAGACAGUGGAGUUGAUACAGAUGAGAUUUAUGAACGACUGCGUGAGCAGUUUCCAGAUCUAAAAGAAUGGAUGGAGAAUAGAUUCCCUGGUGAUUCUUACCAGGAAGCAUUGACUCUGAGGAAGGAAAACUUUGGAAAGAUCCAGCAGGCUUUUAGUGAAGUUCACAGAGUCAGGAAGCUGCUAGAACUGGGCAAGUCAGUUUGCAAAAUCAGUGUGAAGGAUAUUUGUGUGGGAACAGGCUUUGUGCUGUUUGACAAUUUGAUUCUGACAAAUGCACAUUUGUUUAAAGGUUAUGUUGAAGGAAAGGAGCUGCAGCAGGAUGUUGAAGUGUUUGCUUUAUUUGACUACGAGGAGCCUCUGCCAAAAUCAAAUUUCUACUUUUUUACUGCAGAGAAUAGAUUCAUUGACUUUGAUGCUGAGCUAGAUUAUGCAAUUCUAGAGCUCAACCCUGAAGGCUCAAAGCCAAACCAGCAAACAAAAGCAAAGAACAUACAGGUACCACCAGGGCUGCUCAACAGGUUUGGUCCACUGCCUCCCAAUGGUGAGGCCUGCAUCAUUGGACACCCAGCAGGGGGAGUGAAAAAAAUGGAUCCUACAUGGAUCAUUGAGACAGAGAAGAGAGGGCAGGCUAUUGAUGAACAUUUACGUCAGUACAAAGACCCGUUUAUCAUCACAACAAUCAGUGAUUGGCUCAAAAAGCAAGGCAUCGAAGACAUACUGAUAGGUGGAAGUAAAGCAGAAAAAGUGGGGACCUACCACACUUUCAUGUAUCACGGUGCCUCUGGCUCUCCUGUCUUUGAUGGACUUGGCAGAGUCUUUGGUUUGCACACUGCAGGAUACGUCUGCAAUUCAGCGAACGGUAUUGAAAGUGUCAUCGAAUGUGCCCAUCCUCUUCUUACUAUAUUUGAAAACUUUGUGGGUAAUCUGAAGGAAAGUGAAAAUGAGGAGCUGUUGAAAAGCAUUGAGGAAGCAGCAAAGAGAAAUCCACACCUGAAAGAGAUACUCCAUCCUGAGGAAGCUGAGGAGCCGAUGGAAGUCAGUUAGGCAUUCAGAUUAGAGGCUCCUUGGGCAAGUGGCAAACCACUUCUUCUAAUCUUCAUAGGACUUGAACACAUUAGGCUAAAUCUAAACCUAUGCUUUAGGGGCCUGUACUAUGAAACAGGAUUUUGGGAUUAGUGAUGUAAGUUAAGCUCAGUGUUUUCACCAUCAGCAAAUUCACUUCUUACUGGGGUUUCAUCACCAUCACUACUUAAACAUUUGGCAAACCUAACCUCCUGCAGAGCAAAUUAUGUCUGAGAUAAGAUAAUGCACACAGAACUGCUGAAUAACAGAGCUUUCUGCAGAGCUAUAAUGUGGUCUAUAUUAGAGACUUGACACUUUGGGCCAGUUUUCCUUCUGGCUGCUGAUGACAUUUACUGAAGAGGUGCAGUCUUUUUCCUGACCUUGUAACUGUCAAUAGCUCUAAACUGUGUUGUCCUUUCAUUAUGAACAUCAAUCUAAGACACAGAUUCUUAAAAGAAGGAAGGUUAAUGUGAUUUCAUUGUUCUCUAUCCAUUUAUUUUAUGUCAAAAUCCUAAAAAAAAGAGAACAUUUAUGCCUCUUUUCCAUUAGUACCUACUCACCCCAAGAGUACCUGGCUGUAGGCAAGAGGGCGCUGCCAUACCUCAAUACCUCAACCAGAACUCCACAGAAAGUUGAUCUAUACCGGAAGUCACGUGAUCUUUUGUCCCGUGAACAAUUAAAUCUGCCGGUUUGUUCUACAGUUUGUUAAUUUACAUGUUCAGGUCUUUUAGCCUCUUUUUAUGUUUGUUUCUCAGUAAAUUCUCAGUAAUGAUGUUCCUGAGUUCAGAGGUGGGAAGUAACGAAGUACAAAUACU